Molecule: messenger RNA, 1125 nt
Organism: Orbilia oligospora ATCC 24927
Lineage: Eukaryota; Fungi; Ascomycota; Orbiliomycetes; Orbiliales; Orbiliaceae
Exons: 4
Coding region: 1-1125 (374 amino acids)
Source: RefSeq, a predicted model, not a curated record
AUGGGUGGUGAUAUCCACCCUCCUCUUGUUGUCGCCAGUCAGCGCCGUACGUAUACCGUUCUAUAUGGUCGUGAAAGCACCUUAUCACUCCUCCGUCCCGCCGCAUGGGAUCCUUACCACGUCGUCCCGAAAAUCACAAAACCAGACCCAAUAACUGGUAGAAAAUCGAAAUAUUUCUUCUUAAAAACACUCACAGAGUUGGAUACCCCUACGAUCAACGAAUCCAAAUUCUGGUAUGACACUGUAUCAAGUGCUAUAUACUCAGAAACAACCGUCGAAGUCCAAAACGCCGACGACUCCUACCAAAGCGAGUCAAGCCCUUCAAUCGAAGAAGAUUUUCCUAUGGAAGGUGCAGGUGGAGGUCUCGUUCAAGGAAUAUCAAGUUUAAACCUCGUUGCCCUGGAAGGAGGGGAUGCACAAGCGCCUCCGCCGAUUCUGGAAAUUGAUCCGGAUACUCACACUGAGAUGUGGGAACUGUUUGGAUCGAUGAGCGUGCCUCCCGGACCUUUGAAAGCGGCGGAUUUGGAAGUGACUUCUAGUUUGAAUAAUUUGGUUGCGCAGGCUUAUACGGGGAAUAAGAAGUUGGUGUUUCAACUGGUGGAUGGACAGACGGGGCAGACGGAUGGACAAUUGUGGUUGUGGCGUUGCAUUUUUGGCCUCGAAGCUACGCUACCUCUAGGACCUAGCAUCAUGAGUCAAUUCCCGGACAUGAAUCCCGUCGCCACGGCAGAGUUUUUCAAAGGGAUACAUCACGUUCUCCUCGUGAAACCGAAAUACGAAGAUCAAGUUGCACAAAAGCCAAAGAGCUGGGAUCCAUUGGCGUUCGAUGGGAUGAAUUGUUUUCGAAUUGAUCCUUGGAAGAAUGUGCUGGCGGUUUCUGCGAACGAAAUGGAAAGUAACCUUCAAGGGAUUAAGCAAGGGACAUAUGACUACGAGUCUAGAUCGGUGCAGAUAAUCAAUGCUGGAGGAUUGUUCCCAGAACUACAGGACGAGCCCUUCUUAAGUCCUAGUGAAGAAGGUAGUCCUGAAGAAGGAUCAGGCGAGUGGAUACAGCAAUUGCAAGUACCGAAGAAACCUUUUGGGUCACAGAAUUCGGUGUAUUCCGAACAUAUGAAGUCGCCUUAA